This is a messenger RNA of Penicillium chermesinum, 500 nucleotides long. RefSeq lists its product as uncharacterized. The record is from RefSeq and is a predicted model, not a curated record. NCBI's taxonomy places the organism in Eukaryota, Fungi, Ascomycota, Eurotiomycetes, Eurotiales, Aspergillaceae. The transcript is spliced from 2 exons. The coding region runs from base 36 to 500 and encodes 154 amino acids.
UAAAUGGACCUACUACAGGAUUCGAAUUCUACCACAUGAUGAUGAGAAUCCGAGACCUUGUGAAGUCCCUACAGUUUUACGUCGAUUUACUAGGCAUGCGGACUGUUUUUAUCAUGAAUGCUGGCCCUUUUACGAUUUAUUACCUCGGCUACACGCAAAUCACAGAGCACCAGGUUGAUAUACAGAGGCUCAGCUAUGACACUUUGACGCCUUUAGUGCAUACGCUGGGGCUCCUAGAGCUGUAUCAUAUCCACGGCACUGAAAACGAGCCUGAGGGGAAUCAUUCCCCCGAAUCUGGGAUUCGGCCAUCUGGGACUCUGGAUUACCUCAAAACAAAUGGCGUUCAGGUUGAGAAGAAUUUACGGGUCGCCACGCGUGCGAGUAUUCCUUUGACGGAAUGGGAGGCUCAGCGAAGAAUUGGCGUAGAUCAUAUCCACCCUGCAUGUCAGAGUAUAUUCAAUCAGAUUAGAUUUGUGAAAAAUUCAGUGAGUAAAGCUUAA